Molecule: messenger RNA, 1901 nt
Organism: Aspergillus costaricaensis CBS 115574
Lineage: Eukaryota; Fungi; Ascomycota; Eurotiomycetes; Eurotiales; Aspergillaceae
Product: tetrahydrofolate synthase
Exons: 3
Coding region: 44-1678 (544 amino acids)
Biological process (GO): tetrahydrofolylpolyglutamate biosynthetic process
Cellular component (GO): cytoplasm; mitochondrion; cytosol
Molecular function (GO): ATP binding; tetrahydrofolylpolyglutamate synthase activity
Source: RefSeq, a predicted model, not a curated record
CAGUCUCGAACAAGGCACGUGAGCGGGUUCUUACUCGACCCUCAUGAGGGGCAUUCGACCAUUUUCUCCUUUCUAUAGGUCUUGCCAGUUGCGUCGACACUUCUCUUGUGCCACAGUCAUGUCCCGCAAUUAUGAGGCUGCGAUUGCGGCCCUCAACUCGCUGCAAACCAAUUUUGCGGUGGUUGAGGAAUUGAGGAAGUCGGUGUCUAGGAAAGACAUGAACCUACGCUCCCUUCCGGAGACUGUAGAGUGGCUUCGACGCAUUGGUUACCAGCCUUCUGAUCUGAACCAAAUAAAUCCUAUUCACGUUGCCGGUACGAAGGGCAAAGGAUCGACGUCGUCCUUCAUCUCCUCUAUCCUGUCCCAGUAUACUCCUUCUGGAUCCGCGGAUGCCCCCUCGCGCAAGCUCAACAAGGUCGGACUUUACACCUCACCCCACCUGCGAUUCGCCCGCGAACGUAUCAAGAUCGAUAAUACUCCACUCUCCGAAGAGAAAUUUGCCAAAUACUUCUUUGAGGUAUGGGAUAGACUCGAAGAGGCCGCGCAAAAGGCGGGCGAGGACCCAACAAGCCUACGAACCAAGCCGCAAUACUUCCGGUACCUGACUUUGAUGGCUUUCCACACCUACAUUAGCGAGGGGGUAGACGCCGCUGUCAUCGAGUGCGGUAUUGGUGGAGAGUACGACUGCACAAAUGUGAUUGAAAAGCCAGCUGCGACUGCGAUCACUAGUUUGGGCAUCGACCACACUGCCAUGCUCGGCAAUACCAUUGAAGAGAUCGCUUGGCACAAAGGCGGUAUCAUUAAGCCUGGUACUCAAGCGUUCAGUGCGCCGCAGCCUCCAACCGCAGAGAAGGUACUAUACGAGCGCGCAGCGGAGAAAGGCACUCAGCUUGAGAUAGUGAGAGGCCACCCCGAGCUUACCACUAAGGGAGAUGUAAAGCUUGGUUUGGCUGGUGAUUUCCAGUAUACGAAUGCCGCCGUCGCCGUCGCUGCAGCUGCCGAAUUUCUCAGAAAGGUCGGGGUCGAGGAUGUCCCGUCGGACAUCCUUUCCAAGCCCUUGCCGCCAGCAUUCCGCCAAGGGUUGGAGUCUGCCCGACUGGGAGGUCGCUGUGAGACGCGACAUGAGAAAGAAGUCACCUGGUACCUUGAUGGAGGCCAUACUUUGGAAAGUAUUAGGCUCGCUGGUCAGUGGUUCGCUUCCCAGGUACAAGCCAACUCUUCGUCUACGGCAGCCGCGAACAAAAAGCUGCGCGUUUUGAUCUUCAACCAGCAGACUCGCGAUAGUAAUGCUCUUGCCGAGGCUUUACAUGAGACCUUAUCGGCAGCCUUGGGCGCGGAACAGCCGUUCACUCAUGCUCUCUUUUGCACGAAUGUCACCUACAAGGAUGCAGGCUACCGUCCUGAUCUGGUUAGUUUGAACACGAAUGCGGAUGACGUGCAGAGACUACAAGUCCAGAAAAGCCUUGCUGAAAAGUGGCAUUCGAUUGAUCCCCGCACCGAGGUCAAGGUGUAUGGAACUAUUGAAGAGGCUGUAGACUUCGCUAGGGAACUUGCGACAAGAGAGAGGGGACUUGUAGGUCAAGAUGAGGCUCCUGUCAUGACUUUUGUCACAGGUAGCUUGCUCCUUGUCGGAGGGUUCCUGGAUGUGAUUGAGACGAAGCCCGCCCAGUACAACUGAAUGUACUUGCCCAAAUCCUUUUCUGUUUGUCUUUCAUUUUUCUGCCUCACCAUGAGGUUUCAACAACAAUUCUGGUGAUACCCGCUAGCCAAAGGCUGGUGCCUUAUUUGCAUGAUUAAUGGUCCGAUGAUGUCGAGAUAGCAUUAGAAGGGGCGUCUGAUAUCUUUCAACAAAGCUCUUAUUGUCUUGUGUAUAUACUAGUAUGAAACAAAAUCAGCGCGGC